Molecule: messenger RNA, 1506 nt
Organism: Rhizoctonia solani
Lineage: Eukaryota; Fungi; Basidiomycota; Agaricomycetes; Cantharellales; Ceratobasidiaceae
Product: Rad60-SLD domain-containing protein
Exons: 5
Coding region: 1-1506 (501 amino acids)
Source: RefSeq, a predicted model, not a curated record
AUGCCGUUCAACGGACAUGGGCCUGGUUGCGCAUGCUGCAAAGGUCCCGCGGCAUGGUCGGCUCUCUUGCCGAGUCUAAAUCCACUAGCUCCAGCUACGUCAGUCGACUCCCUCGUUGUUACCGCCACCAACCAGCCUCAGGUUGUCAAAACAAGCUUUGUGCGUGAUUGGUUUCGGAUACCAAACUGGGCUUUGCCUACACGUGCUCUCCCUGAGGUCUCCGAUGACGAUGAUUCACUCAUUGCUCUGGACGCUAUUCUGGCUGGCAGAACCAAGAGUCCGAUCCGUGUCGAUGACUUGAAGGCGUUCCUGCGUAACGACGAACGCACCAAUGUGAUUUCAAGUAGGGGAUUAGAGUUUCUCUUGACAUACAACAGGUAUCGUGCCGCGUUCUUUGCGUUACCCCAGGAAAAGCAGGCACCUCAUCCGGAUACCGCCCUUCAAGGCCUGUCACUCGCAAAUCGGGCAAUCGAAAUUCAGUCCCAAUUCAGGACACCUAGACCUACUCGUUCUCCAAUAGCACCUCACACCAGUCUUAUUCAGGCUUAUCCUCAGCUCGAUGUUGAAUGCCAGCCUCUACGGCCAGAAUUACAAAAUAUUAUCGACUUGUACAUGCAACCACAUUCACUCAGCUCAAUUACUCCUCUGAUUUCGCAGUAUACGUUAAGCCAAGCUUUAUCAUCGGCGAAAUUAACCACCCACCCAUCCGCCCUGGACCCGGUUGCAUCGAGGAUUCAUUCGCACUUGACUGUUGAUGUGCUCCCUCGAUUCCUGGACGAUGCCGUUGUCAACCUGUCAGCUAGCACGUCUCGAGGCCGGAUGCUGAUCGCAUGUAUCUCAUUAGCGGCAGCAAUUGUGCUCGAGGUGUUUUUGAUCUUGUACCGUACCGGCCGAGCAGCAAGAUUACUCGCAUUGCCCCUUUGGAUACUCGCUAUUGGGUACGCAAUCGGCUCGCAUACAGGUUUAUGCUUUUGGCUUGCAUGGAGGGGUACUCGUGAACACAAGUCACACGAACUGGUCGAGCCAAUGCUAUCUGCCUCACCCAACAACAGGGCUUUCGGAACAUCCUCCACUGCACUGGUAUCUGAGCCACAACGCCCGGCUCCUCUACUAUUCCGCUUCGACUUUCUCAAACGGGCUCGCAAGACCAACUCUAGCGACAAUUUGAGUCGGUCUGACAAUAUUGCAGAGAAAGGUCAACUGCCGUCCGAUAUCAAUUUGGGCGUCUCUGUAGAUAAGGGAAGGUGGCGGGAAGAGUCCCAACGGGAUACAUUCAAUAACUAUGUGCUAUCGAGCACUGAGUCAAGGAAUUCAUCCGCCCCUCUAGUAGACCGAAAGCAUGGAUUUGUCAAAAGGCUUAUGAGGCUUACCGGAACCGCCGUUGAUACGACUGCUGUAGAAGACUCGGGGGUGAGGAAAUUACAAGCUCGCGUUGGAGUGCGGGUAGCAAUCUGGCUCUUUCUCGGUACAUCCGUCGUCACUGGUGUCAUCAUGGCUAUACCAUAG